Messenger RNA from Porites lobata, 9445 nucleotides. NCBI's taxonomy places the organism in Eukaryota, Metazoa, Cnidaria, Anthozoa, Scleractinia, Poritidae. The record is from the annotation of a GenBank genome assembly.
AUGUCAUUUAUGAGCGAAAAAGGCGAGAUGGCUGUACCUCACCGAUUACUUAUCGUUGGUGCGGGACUCACAGGGUCAGUGUCAGCAGCAUUACUCCGACGAAAAUUCCCGAAAGAGCUCUUAGACAUCACCGUCUGGGAAAAAUCUCGGGGAGCCGGGGGGAGAAUGAACACAAAUAGAUUUCCAGGCGAUUCGAAAGGCUUGUCUUCCGUUGACCUUGGAGCACAGUACAUUUCAGCUACAUCGGAGUAUUAUUUAAAAUCUCACGAUAGGUAAGUGUAAAUUCCUUCUGAAUUAUAUUUCUCCAUCAUACAUAAAAAUGGUACGAUGCGAACCUUACCUUAUUUAGCUUAUCCCGCGGCAUUACAUAAUACUAAAAUUAAGAAUGCAAAGGUUAUUGACGUCUGGGAUAGAGCCCAACGGAUUUAGGGGCAAAUUUCCCUCUUAGGUUAAACCAGAAUUUUCCUUGUCUCCUAUGAAACAAAGGAAAUUCUGAAUUUAACUAGGCUGAAUAUUGGUUUAACCUGAGAGCGAAUUUUAUGUAGGAAAAAAAAAUGCACUAAAUUUAUUUUUUGUAGAAUUUUAUGUAGAAAAAAAAUGCACUAAAUUUAUUAUUUGAGUGUCAGAGUAUUUAGCACGAAAGUACAAACUGGGGACACUAUUUUUACGUCUCCAACUAGAGAUGGGACUGCCAUUAUAAAUGGUCAUGUGAGCUACACAAAGAUCUAGCUGCUUGCAGUGCAAAGGGAGUACCUUCAUUUCUCAGUUAUUUUACAGUGCUACACGCCUUACCGUUGCCACUCGAAGAAAGUUUUUGAUAAAAUUUUGACAUCUUUUUGACAGCUUUCUGAUAUCAGAUGGCCAAUCAGAAUACGCGGAGUCUCCGCAGAGUCUCCAUUGGAGAGACUUGACAGUGACAAUUUGCUGGCGGUUUAAGCCGUGCGAAAUUUUCAAUUCUUUUUAAGAAUGCCACAGCUAGCGUUUUAAUGAAUAAUCUGUUUUCUGAUUUGCUUUUGAAAUUUUCCAUCUAAACAUUGACUGAGAAUGAAUGAAAGUUUACAUGUCCGUGGCACAUUUAUUCAGUUCUGCAGCUGAAGUUCAGUUUAAAUACGACAAUUUAAGUAUCAAAGACAGUCGUUUGGGUUCUAAACUUCUAAACCACUAAGUUCAUCGCCAGGUACUUGGAUUUUACAAGCCAAACUUCCCUCGCCUGAUUUUGCAAGGGCACGCAGAGUCAACUUCGUUAGCUUGAUUAAAUAUUUUCUUGUAGUCAUGGUCUUUCACUUCUUUCACUGUAUUAAGAAGCAUUUGCAAGAAUGCCAAAAGAAAAUCUGCUUGACAAACAUUCACCAUAUCGCCAUCCUCGUCACAGCAGUCACGGUAGCUAAGUGUAAUCUUAUCUUCGUCAAGGAGAGCCAAAGAAGAACAAUACUUUUUAAUGCUACUUACAAAACCAUUGUAUGAGACAUUUUCUAGGAGAAAACCUGAAAAAAAACGUUCCAAAAUCGUUCUCUUGUUGUGAGACCUGUAAAAUCCAAAGGGAGUGAAUGGACUUGUAAUUUGACAUCUCUGCCCUUGGCAGUUCUCAUGUUCUGAUUGGCUGGCUGAAGUUAGCAAAAGGCUGUCAAAAAGAAUGAUGUCAAAAUUUAAUCAAAAACAUUCUUCGAGUGGUAACGGUAAGGAGCGUAGCACUGUAAGACCCUGAGUUACUAUUGGUCCAGCCCCAGGAAUCAAGCCCGCGACCUCCCGCUCUGCAGUCUAGGGGCUCUACAGACUGAGCUAAAAUUAUUAAGUUGUAACAAUCAGGCAAAUAAAUGCCAUUAUCUCUCAUCAUCAAACGUGUAGCUUGUGAAUACAGCUUCCAGGUGUCUGUGUUUUGGCCCAAAACAUUCUGUACUUAUGGCAUAAAUCUGUUCAGAAUCUGGUCAACAGCUCUGAACUGUUAAUUUAGUGCCCACCAGAUGACUCCCAAUAACUGGAACCAAAAUCAAUUUCCCCCAGAUUUCCUUCAUACAUUUUCUGUAUUAUACUCUCUGUAACUCAAACCCUCGAUAACUCACUCCUCCCGCUAACUGGAAGCAAUUUUUGUUUCCCUUCUGUAGAGGCUUGUGUGGCCGAGCAGUUUAACACCUCAAACUCCCAAUCUGGAGGUCCAGGGUUGAAGCCUCACCUGUCACAUUGUUUCCUUAGACAAUUAGCUUUGCUCCACUUUGUCUCUCUUCAUCCAGGUGUAUAAAUAGGUACCGGCAACAUACUGCUGGGGGCUAACCCUGCGAUGGACUAGCAUCCCAUCCAGGGGAAGUAGCAGUACUCCUAGGCAUGCUUCUUGCUAAGGAAACCGGGAUAAGCUAUGGCCAUUUGUGCCUUUGGCUUCCGCAGGCCUUUUCCUUUUUUUUUACCUUCAGAUCAUUUUUAUACAAUUUUACCCAUGAUAACUCGAUCCAUGUUUCAAGUACAUGACGAGUUGCAAAAAUAAGUGUACUGAAGUCUGUCAGAAACACUGAAUUUAUUUCAAAACAAACAUGACAAUUCUUUGUCCUUACUUGUAUGUCACUCCAGCUCAAAUUGAGUGUCUGUCAUUGUAUAUUAAUCAAGCUUUGUUGCUUAAUUCCUUUUUUAAAAUAUCAAUCUUUAACUCUUGCUACCCUAGAAGUAAAGUAUGUAUGAUACUUGAAUCUCCUCCCCAUCUAUUGCUUAUUUUCUUUUUUUGGGUUAUUUGCUUCAAACUCCCAAUAACUCGAACUUUUUUUUUUGCCCAGAAGGUUCGAGUUAUCAGGAGUCGACUGUAGUAGUAUUGUAUUCUUUCAGCAAUAGUUUAUGAAUGACAAACCAAAUCAACGGGAGCAGAUCUAAAAGAUUCAGAAGCGGGGGGGGGGGGGGGAGGGGGCACUAACCAGCAAUAUAGAUGUUGUGGUUUAAAUUUUUUCCUUGGUUUAAAAUUUUUCAAACCAGUUUAAUUUUUGUUUUUCUUUGUCUCCGAUUAUGGUAAUUGAUUUUAGACAAAGGAAAGUAAAAAUUAAACUGGUUUGAAAAAUUUUAAACCAAGGAAAAAUUUGAACCACAACAUAGAUACAAUUUUUUGAUGACGUAAAUUAAUAUUUACGUAAUAGGGUAGUCAUGGGGUUUCAAAUGUAAAUUAUUGUCAAGUUUUGAGUUCUGUGAACAAGCAGAAGCAAAACUCACAUGCUUCUUCUGAGAAAGGAUAUAAUAUUUCGCAAAUAUUGACUGUAUUAUAGAUUCAUCACAUUUGCAAUAAUGAUAAAUUCUGGACAGAUUUUAUGUCAUCAAUACCAUAAACCUCCGAUUAUAAGCCCUUCAUAAGGGGGCUUGUUUUUAGAGGGGAUGGGGGCUAAAAAAGUGUCUCAAAACAUGCUACGUAGCAGUGCUGUUGAAAAUGCUUUUUGAAUUUGAUUGCUAAACUUCAAAACGUUGUUGAAGUCAAAUCCAUUUCAAGCUGGAGUGGGGCUUAUAUUUUUUGGGGGGGGAGGGGGAGGGGAGGAGGGGUGAUAACUGGAUGAAUUUUUUUAUCAGCAGGUAGAUAGACCUAUAAAUGGGGGGCUCAUAAUCAGAAGUUUACAGUAUGGCAUUUCUAUCGUUAAAGCACAGACAUCUCCCACAAAACAACCCUAGCAGCCAGGAGCAAGUCCCAAGGGACAGCUGAAUUUGCAGAGAAACAGUCAAAACCUUUCAAAAAGUCUCUGUCGCUUAGGGUAUUGUAUGACUUGUGGCUGAUUUGUGUGAAAACAUUUGCCAAUUCCUGUUGUUUAAUUUGUGCUGUUUAGAUUCUACCAGGAAUUAUUAUCUGCCAAGGUGUUGGUGCCAUUCAAAGGAAUUAUUGAAGGUGAAAAAGAAGCAGCCAAACAUAACUUCACCAACUUUGUUGCACCCUCAGGAAUAAACAGUAUAGUCAAGCAUUUUCUUCACUCUUCAGGUGAGGCAUGUCCCUAUUUCUUUGCACUUGGGUUAGACGUGUCCCUCUUUCUGUACCCUUUUUGUACUUUUCAAAGGCAUCUCUCUUUCUGUCUUUAGGUGAGGUGUAUCUCAAUAUCUGUAACAUUAAGGUAAAAUUUGUUUCUCCUUUUGCACCCUUCAGAUUAGCCAGAAUUUUUGCCAUUACCUCUUGGGUGUGUAAUUUAAAAUGAAGGCUGAAAAUCAGGCUUCUUUUAGGUAAAGUGGGUCACUCUUUCUUCACUCCUUGAGAAAGAUGUGUCCCUCUUUCUGUACUCUUUGGGUGAGAUGUGUCCCUCUCUCUGUACUCUUUGGGUGAGUUGUGUCCCUCUCUCUGUACUCUUUGGGGUGAGACGUGUCCUCUCUCUGUACUCUUUGGGUGAGAUGUAUCCCUCUCUCUGUACUCUUUGGGUGAGAUGUGUCCCUCUUUUUGUACUCUUUGGGUGAGAUGUGUCUUUCUAUCUGCUCUCUUUGGGUCAGUGUAUCCCUCUCUCUGUACUCUUUGGGGUGAGAUGUGUCCUCUCUCUGUACUCUUUGGGUGAGAUGUGUCCCUCUCUCUGUACUCUUUGGGUGAGAUGUGUCCCUCUCUCUGUACUCUUUGGGUGAGAUGUGUCCCUCUCUCUGUACUCUUUGGGUGAGAUGUGUCCCUCUUUUUGUACUCUUUGGGUGAGAUGUGUCUUUCUAUCUGCUCUCUUUGGGUGAGAUGUGUCCCUCUCUCUGUACUCUUUGGGGUGAGAUGUGUCCUCUCUCUGUACUCUUCGGGUGAGAUGUGUCCCUCUCUCUGUACUCUUUGGGUGAGGUGUGUCCCUCUCUCUGUACUCUUUGGGUGAAAUAUGUCCCUCUCUCUGUACUCUUUGGGUGAGAUGUGUCCCUCUCUCUGUACUCUUCGGGUGAGAUGUGUCCCUCUCUCUGUACUCUUUGGGUGAGAUGUGUCCCUUCUCUCUGUACUCUUUGGGUGAGAUAUGUCCCUCUCUCUGUACUCUUUGGGUGAGAAUGUGUCCCUCUCUCUUUUGGGUGAGAUGUGUCUUUGGGUGAGAUGUGUCCCUCUCUGUACUCUUUGGGUGAGAUGUGUCCCUCUCUCUGUACUCUUUGGGUGAGAUGUGUGUCCUCUCUCUGUACUCUUUUGGGUGAGAUGUGUCCCUCUCUGUACUCUUUGGGUGGAUGUGAGAUGUGAGAUGUGUCCCUCUCUGUACUCUGUAGAUGUGUCCCUCUCUUUUUGGGUCAGUGUGUCCCUCUCUCUGUAGAUGUGUCUCUUUGGGUGAGAUGUGUCCCUCUCUCUGUACUCUUUGGGUGAGAUGUGUCCCUCUCUCUGUACUCUUUGGGUGAGAUGUGUCCUUCUCUCUGUACUCUUUGGGUGAGAUGUGUCCCUCUCUCUGUACUCUUUGGGUGAGAUGUGUCCCUCUCUCUGUACUCUUUGGGUCAGUGUGUCCCUCUCUCUGUACUCUUUGGGUGAGAUGUGUCCCUCUCUCUGUACUCUUUGGGUGAGAUGUGUCCCUCUCUCUGUACUCUUUGGCGUAGAUGUGUCCCUCUCUCUGUACUCUUUGGGUGAGAUGUGUCCCUCUCUCUGUACUCUUUGGGUGAGAUGUGUCCCUCUUUUUGUACUCUUUGGGUGAGAUGUGUCUUUCUAUCUGCUCUCUUUGGGUCAGUGUAUCCCUCUCUCUGUACUCUUUGGGGUGAGAUGUGUCCUCUCUCUGUACUCUUUAGGUGAGAUGUGUCCCUCUCUCUGUACUCUUUGGGUGAGAUGUGUUCCUCUCUCUGUACUCUUUGGGUGAGAUGUGUCCCUCUCUCUGUACUCUUUGGGUGAGAUGUGUCCCUCUCUCUGUACUCUUUGGGUGAGAUGUGUCCCUCUCUCUGUACUCUUUGGGUCAGUGUAUCCCUCUCUCUGUACUCUUUGGGUGAGAUGUGUCCCUCUCUCUGUACUCUUUGGGUGAGAUGUGUCCCUCUCUCUAUACUCUUUGGGUGAGAUGUGUCCUUCUCUCUGUACUCUUUGGGUGAGAUGUGUCCCUCUCUCUGUACUCUUUGGGUGAGAUGUGUCCCUCUCUCUGUACUCUUUGGGUGAGUGUCUCCCUCUCUGUACUCUUUGGGUGAGAUGUGUCCCUCUCUCUGUACUCUUUGGGUGAGAUGUGUCCCUCUCUCUGUACUCUUUGGGUGAGAUGUGUCCCUCUCUCUGUACUCUUUGGGUGAGAUGUGUCCCUCUCUCUGUACUCUUUGGGUGAGAUGUGUCCCUCUCUCUGUACUCUUUGGCGUAGAUGUGUCCCUCUCUCUGUACUCUUUGGGUGAGAUGUGUCCCUCUCUCUGUACUCUUUGGGUGAGAUGUGUCCCUCUUUUUGUACUCUUUGGGUGAGAUGUGUCUUUCUAUCUGCUCUCUUUGGGUCAGUGUAUCCCUCUCUCUGUACUCUUUGGGGUGAGAUGUGUCCUCUCUCUGUACUCUUCAGGUGAGAUGUGUCCCUCUCUCUGUACUCUUUGGGUGAGAUGUGUCCCUCUCUCUGUACUCUUUGUGGUGAGACAUGUCCUCUCUCUGUACUUUUUAAGCAAGAUGUGUCCCUCUCUCUGCACUCUUUACGUAAGAUGUGUCCCUCUUUCUGACUCUUUGGGUGAGAUGUGUCCCUCUCUUUUUACUCUUUGGGUGAGAUGUGUCCCUCAGUUGCUACUGUAAUUCUCUUGUUAAUGAGGUGAAAAUGUUACAACACCGUGACAAACUUCACUUUUAUUUGAUCAGAAAUAUCACCAAUGCCAGUCCUUUCAGAAAACACUUGUCAUCGUAUCUUUCUUUUUUUUAAUUAAUUUGCAGAAUCCAAGGUUUCCUAUGAAACCCACUGUAAUGUGAUAGACUGUUGUGAGAAGCCAGGACAUGAUGGACGCUCAAGGAAAGUGUGGCAAGUAACAGACCUAAAAGAUAACACUGAAGAAUUUGAAUCUGUUAUAAUCACAAUUCCAGUCCCUCAACUGCUUGGGUUAAAGGGUUCAAUUCAAGAUUUUAUAGAAAGUAAAAGACUUUCCUUGGAAAAUGUUGAAUAUUCAUCACGCUUUGCUGUGGGGUUGUACUUUGAUGUGGGAUCUAAAAUAAAUGUAGCAUGGACUUGUAAGUACGUGAUUGGAGACCCAAACUUGGCCUUUUUGUCUGUUGACACCCGGAAAAGAUUCAAUAAAGGUAGGUUUUUACGUUGAAGGUUAAAAGGUUAAAGGCAAUUGUUUAUAGUGGAAAGAGCACUUAGCUUAUCCAGCUAGUUUACAGGCACUCCACUCAAAUUAUUCAAUUAUAACAUAAUAGGGUUUAAAAACACACACACACACAACUGGACAACUGGCAGGAGGCAACCAGUUAGUUAUGUACAAGAGUGGCCAAGUACUUGAACUUGGGACAACCAAGAACAAAUCCAGCAAGUGGUCAGAGCAGGACUCAAACGCGGGACCAUCAGAUUUUGAGUCCAACGCCCUGACCACUCAGUCGUGCUGCCUGUUUACUGUGCAGGCAUUGCCGAAACAAUCGCUGUUGAUUGUACUGACAUAUCCUUAGUUCAACAAUCUGACAAAAAGUAAGCAGAUCUCUGAAUAUAUACAUUCAGCCCUAAGAAAAUUUGAGGACGGUAAAUUUUAAUAGUACCUAGUUGUUUGCCUUUCCUAGGGUGUAAAGUUAUUUUAAUUAGUUGUUGUACAAAUAAGAAUUAAGAAGUCACAUGCAAUAAAGCGAAUCAAAGAUACAGUGAUUUCCCUGUGAUGCUGGCAACGUAAAGACCAGUAUCUCUUGGAAAUUUAGGCUUAGUUUGAUUACAAUGUUAUAUUAUCUCCGCUUAUCAGAUCCAACAGACACUGGCUCAUCUCUCUUAAUACAUUCAUCCAAGUCGUUCAGCUUAAAGCACUGGGACACAGAUCAGGAAGCUGUCAGGAACCUACUCAUAUCACAUGCAAGAGAACUUAUCCCUGACCUUCCUCACCCUAUAGAUAGUCGCUGUCUAAGAUGGAGAUAUUCACAAGUGGUCCGUAGAUUUGAGGGAGCUCCUGGUUGUUUAAUAUUGUCUUCCUCACCUUUACUGAUUGCUUGUGGUGAUGCAUUCACACACACAAAUUUUGAUGGCUGCAUCAGCUCAGCCCAGUCUGUUGCAAAAACAUUUAGUCUUUGAAACAUGGAAUUUCAAACGUACAAACCAUAUUUGUGCACAUUGUUUUCCAUACAUUUUGUUGCAAUACUCAUGACAAGAAUAGACUUUAUUGUUCCAAAAUCAUGGCAAAAGUUUAGCUAGUUAGCAUUCUAUGCCUCAAUUGCAUCUGCUGAAUUUGUUACCUAUAUACAGCUAUUUCGAGAAAGGCUGUCGGAAAAAAAGGGCACGCGACAACCCCGAAAGGUAGUAUGGGAUAUGUUCAAUACACUGUUCCUGACACUGUAGCUGUCGAACCUACUUUUGUUGCUUUUCUUUAGCACUCAAAGACAUAUGUCCAUGACCUCUCCUGCCAUUCUUUCAAAUUUCUGUGAAAAACAGUGCACUCAAAACCAUCUACAAUACCUUUCGGGCUUGUCACAUGUACUUCAUCCGCCAACCUUUCUCGAAAUAGCUGUAUAUUUGAUGCCUAUUAACAUUCAUUGACCAACUGGAGAGUGACACCAGUCUUCCAAGACAGGAUCUUGCAUCUGUGACUGUCAUGGGUUACAGAUGGGAAUAAGACAGACUAAUCUUAUCAAAUUGGCAUGGGUGCACCUGAAAUAGAUACUAGAUAGAAGAGCCAGUUAACGUGAAGACAAAUGAAAAUUUAUUAUCCCUGGAGGUAAUGAUAACAAAAUUAAAUGUACUUAGCAAAAUUGUUCUGAGUGUAAAUGGUUAUUAGUUACUUUAUGUUCUCCUCUAACUGUUUUUUUGUUCUCCUAUGCCCCUUUAUUUCAAGCUCCUGUAACACGGCCUUGUUUGGUCUUUCCAUGCACUUACAAAUUUGUAGGGAGACGGAGUUAGAUCUACCUAAAGAAGUUAAAGACGAUUAGUUCUUGUUCUGUUAUUCAGGAUGAGGCCAAAAUAGUGGAAAGUUCAAAAGUGUGUAUUGAAAUAAACUCUUCCUCGCUGGAACUUGUAAAUUCAAGGAUGCAGAACAGUUAAUCUGACUCAGUCCAGUUUUUUCCCCAAAUUUCCUGUAUACAUAAUAUAAAACUAGAAAAUUACAGACUGAGAGAAUACCAAAUAAUUUAAAGGGGAAAGACUGCAAAUAGUAAAUUGUUGUUGCUGGAAAUAUCUGAAUGACAUUACAGUUCAUCAGGAGAGUUACAGUCUUCACUCUGGUGUCAUAUACCGAUAUUCAGUUUUUUCCAAAGACAAAUGAUUCAUGGGAAGAUUAUACCAACAGUGCACUGUUCAUGUCUGACUUUCAAAUUUAAAUUCACUUUAUGUAACUUAAUUGUGUCUUGCAAGUCAUAUAAACAUGCAAAGUCUAGCAAAAUAAUGUUCAGACAAUUUGGCGACAUCAUGACACCAUUAUCAAGGAUUGGAAAUAGAUGCGAGUUCAAAAGGAGUUA